AGCGGAAGGGGCGGAGCGGCCGUUGCCACAGAAGCCACUAGCCGGUUACUAGCUCCUCUUUAUGUGCUGCUACGCCUUCGUGGGCACUCUUCCUUUGUUAGCUGUUCUAAGACAUUUGCUUCUCACCUGGCGUCCCUUGCUGUUUUCCUACCCUUCCUCCUAACUCUACAGGCCCCUCUAUUUCGCUCCCUCCUAAUUGACCCAGGGCUGGAGAGCACAGGCAGGUACGCUGGCCGGGGUGCCCGUUACUAUCGCCGAACGCCAGCCGCGGAGCCUCCCUCAGGCGCCUUGCACCCUGCCGAGGAAGGACGGCUCAGUGACGCGCUGACGUCAUGGCGACGUGCUGACGCAACAGGGAGUCGGGCUUUCAGCUUAUGUGGAGUUGUUGAAGUCACCUAUAAAGCCAUUGACGGAAUUUAUGGAGAAGCCUACAAAUCAUGGCAGUCAAUCAGAAGAACUCUUUGCCCAUCUUAAAAGUACACCAGAGAAAGAACGUUUACCACAGGUUGCCAGUGAAAGUCAACUCAGCUGCCUGAAGCAGGACAUCCUAAAUGAUAAAAAGACUGAAUUGGAGACAACACUUAAGGAAGCUGAGCUGGCAACCUGUUCUUUAGAAGCACUUUUACCAUUAUUUAAGAACACCAUUGAAGAGAUUAAUUUUGCAAAUGCCCAUGUUUCUGCAUCCAAGUUAAAGAGGAUUUCUGAACAGAAGGAGAUAUUAACAAAAGAGUUAAAUACUUUUAAACAUGUGAAACUAGCUUUGGAGCAUCUUCUUAUAAAGACAGACUACAGACAAACAGGAGACAAUUUACCCAGUAUGUUGCUAAAGAAUCUAACUGAUAAUGAAAGUGAAAACAUUAAUCUUAAGAAGAAGGUACUUGAAAAGGAGAACUAUAUUCAAGAACUUUCUUGCUUGUUUCAGAAUGAAAAGGCAAAUGCUUUGAAAGCAAACCGUUUUUCUCAAUCAGUAAAAUUAGUACAUGAACGACUACAGCUCCAAAUUAAUAAAAAGGAAGCAGAAAAUGAUAAGUUAAAAGAGCACAUAAAGAACUUAGAAAGCAAAAUAGCCACAUGGAACUUGCAAUUGAGAACGAAUAAGCACGAGGCUGCAGCCAUGAAAGAAGCAAGUAAGCAGAAAGCGAUAGCUCUAAAAAAGGCAUCGAAAAUCUACAAACAGAGGCUUGAACAUUUUACAGGAGAUGCUGAACACCUCACUUCCCAAAUUAGGGAUCAGGAAGCCAAGUUGUCUGAAACACUUGCUGCUUCCAAUGCCUGGAAAAGCCAUUAUGAGAAAAUCGUAAUAGAAAAAACUGAGUUGGAAGUUCAUAUUGAAACAAUGAAAAAGCAAAUUGAUAACCUUUUGGAAGAUCUGAAGAAAGUAGAAGCCUGUGGAAAAAAUUCAUGUGAAGAGAUUCUUAGAAAACUUCACUCAAUUGAAUAUGAAAAUGAAACUCUGAAUCUUGAGAAUACAAAACUAAAGACCACACUUACUGCUUUGCAAGACGAAGUUGUUUCUGUUGAAAAUGAACUCUUAGAACUGCAAGAAAUAGAAAAACGGCAGAAAGACCUUAUUGAAAUAUAUAAAGCUCAGGUACAAAAGUUGCAAGAAGCAGCUGAAAUAGUAAAAAGCAAAUAUGAAAAUUUGCUACAUGAAAAUAACCUAAUAACAGAAACCAAAAAUAAAAAAUUAGAGAUGAUGAGAGGCCAGAUGGAGUCUCAUCUGCAGGAGGUAGUGCAAGUCCGAGAUUCCUUGACGGCGGCCGAACAGAGGCUUCAGGAGAGUCAGGAGAGCUUGCAGCGCUGCCAGGCGAAGUGUGCGGAGCAGACGUGCACCAUUAGGGAGCUGCAGGGCCAGGUUGAUGGAAAUCAUAGUCUUCUGACAAAGCUUUCUAUUGAGGAAGAAAAUUAUCUUAUUCAGUUGAAGUGUGAAAACCUUAAACAAAAAUUAGAACAGAUGGAUGCAGAGAAUAAAGAACUUGAGAAGAAGCUGGCAACCCAAGAAGAAUGUCUGAAGCACAGCAAUCUGAAGCUUAAAGAGAAAUCUGCAGAAUAUUCAGCACUGGCCAGGCAACUGGAAGCUGCUUUAGAAGAAGGCAAACAAAAGGUUUCUGAAGAAAUAGAGAAAAUGUCAUCUAGAGAGAGAGCUUUGCAAAUUAAAAUAUUAGACCUGGAAACUGAGCUUAGAAAAAAAAAUGAAGAACAAAACCAACUUGUUUGCAAAAUGAACAAUAAAGCACAACAUCAGGAAGUGUGUUUGAAAGAAAUGCAGCACAGCCUUGAGAAGUCGGAGAAUCAAAAUGAGAGUAUUAAGAAUUAUUUAGAGUUUCUUAAAACAUCUUAUGUUACAAUGUUUGGAUAAAUUGUUGAAUUUUUCUUCUAUAUGCAGUAGGCUUUUAUUAAGUCUAAAAUGUGAUUAGUUAAAAAAAUACUACUGGUUGUUACAUUUCAUGAUUUAUGGAUAGUAGUAUUAGAAUUUUUAUGUAAAGACACUUGAAACAUAAUUUAUUGUGUAACCAAAAGUUUACAUGACAGCUAUUAAUAUUCCUUUUUGCUGAAUAAUCCUCAUUUAGCUCUUGAAAAAUAUAUUGGUUUUUUUAGAAUUGUUUCUCACAUGUACACAGAAGUCAGAAUCAUUCUUUGUGAUACCUAUAGCUACGACUCAAGUGAAUUUUUAAUAACCCAGGCCAAUUAUGAGUCAAAUACAUGAUUUCACAAUAAUAUAUAUAAUUGUCUUAUAUUGUGGUGCUAUGCAAAUAUAAUAAAAAUAUUCUGAAUUUCAAUUUUUAAUAAUGGUACAAUCACAUACUUCCUAAAAAUACCAAAUGUGUCAAUAUAUUUAGUAUUGCUUCACGUAUAUGCUGAGUUGCCUUUAUAAUUUGUUAGAUUUUUAAAUACAAAGUUUAAGUAAUAGCUAUUCAAUGCCAACUGAUGGUGACAAAUGCAUUAGCGUGCAUUGUGUCUAUAUAAAGAACAGACAUUUAGGCUCGCCAUGAAUUUACAGCCUCUUUGUUCAUUAUGUAUAAGGGAUCAUCUGAUACUGUUGUACACAUCAUAAAGCCUCUUGAGUUAACCAACAUAUUAAAGGAGAACAACUUGUCCUAUUCUUCUCCUGAUGAUUCACAUGGGAUAGACAAAAUAAGCACUCUUAAUACCAACAAGCUUUAGGAUAAGAUCUUUAUUAUUGGGAUGAAAUAAAAGAGAAACCAAGAACUUGUUUCCUGUAAUCUCCCAUGCUGUGUGCCAAGGCGGGGUGCUAAAGGGAUGGAUGUGGCUCACCAAGGAUCAAAUGGUAGUGACUCUUCUUGGACAGUGACUUCAGAGCUAUUUUUAUCACCAGAACACUUGGAUCUUAAAAGGUCACUCAGAGAGGCAGAUCAUGUACUACAUGGUCCCAGCCCAAGGACUGAGACAGCUGUCUCUCCAACCGAAGCGUUUUAUCUUCUCUGAUCAAAAAUUAGAGCAGGCUCCCCAUUUGUCCCUUCACUCUGAAGACUGCCAUUUCAUGUCAGAGGAUGACUUCCUGGUGACCCAAAUGCUUGAUAGUAUUUUUUUCUUUAAAAUAGCAAAAUAUAAAAUAUCAGAAGCUAGUCACUUUUUGCAUAACAGUUGCUAGCAAGGUUUAAUAUUGCCUUUUUAAAAACUGUAGUACUUGUGAUACUAAAAAGAUGUCUCAUACUCAGAUGACCCUUUCUUAAUUCUAAAGCAGAGCGAUCCUUAAGAUACACACACAUGAAAGGCUUAUAUAUUUUCUGCUAGACCAUGAUCUGGAAUUCAAAGGCAGAACUGUAUCUUAGUCACAUUUAUCUCAGUGUUACAUAAUCUUUGCUAUAGAGUGGUGCCCCGUUGAUGCUGAUGAAUAGAUAAAUGGAUGGGUGUUGUGAGACAAGUACUCAAAUUCUUUUCAGUAUGAAAAAACUUUUAAGUACAGAGGAAUUAACUAUUAUGGCAGUAUAAAACUUAAGUUUUAAAACUGGCAUUUGAAUUCAAGUCUUCUGAAUCCAGAAUUAUUCUGUGACAAGCGAUGGCUUCAGGGUGUAGCAGUGGCCAUGGCAGCAGCUUUGCAGUUGCUUAUUCAACACUUGUUAAAUGUGAUGCAUGGGUUAACUCACUUUUCAGGAAACUAAGACACUUACCAUGUUCCCUCUGGCUUCUACCCAAGGGUGCAUGUGUGAAUAUCCCAUCAGUGGCUUGUGCCACCUAAUGUGACAGUCCCAUGCCUCCAAUGGGACAGUCAUGCAUGUACCACCAGUGGUUCAGAGCUGCCCAGUAGCAUGACAAAUGUGAAUGUUUAAAGGUAAAAUAAUUUGACCCAGGUUCCAUAUCUAGACUCUCUGUUCUUAACUAUCAUCAUAUUACCUUUGUAUUUCAUUUCAUAAGGUGAUGCUUUCUUUUAACAGUAAUUUAUUUGUCUCAUUUAUUAUUGCUUUUUUAUAGUUCUUAGGUUUUAUUUUUGUUAAUGUAAUUCGUGUCUGUGGCAUUUUAAAAAUUGGUACCUGCAAUGUUGGAGAUAAGUUUCCUACAAAGUCCUUAAGGUUGGUACUGAGUUGACAGUAACAAACAUGACACAGAAGUUCAGCAACUUCUGUGCUUAAUGUCCCUGUGGGAAGCAUUAAGGCUUCAGUACCUGCAGGGCCCCAGAGUGGGUGCCCUGGUCUCCCUGAACACUAGGUGUUUCUGCUCCCAGCUUUCCACUGUCUCGGGAAGCUCGUUUCCCAUAGUUCCAAUAGGUUGCUGCAUUUUCUCUUGGUGCUGGAUAGUCAGAUUGUAAAAGAUGCUGGAUGUCAAGUUGUAAAAGAUUUCUUUCAUUAUCUAUGUUACUUUUGCACCUUCCCAUGUUCCUUUCUUCUUCCUAGUUCUGGUCUCCAUGUGACAUAGCCUUUUUAACAGGCCAUCUGUCACUGUUUCUUGUGAAGUAUUUCUUCACUCUGAUUUUUCUGACCACUUGUGUGGUUUUUAAGGCCAGUCAUUUUCUUGUUGCUGGAAUGUUGAAUUUUUAAUUAAAAACUCAUGAUUUUUUUAAGUUCCUGAAGUCUUUUAGUUCUGUAAUUCCAUUAUAUUUUCAUUAAAAUUCUCUUCUGUCUUUUCCAUUGGUUCUACUUCAGUAAGCAUCUCUUAUUUCUGUUCUGCUGGUCAUCUUUUCUUCCAAGUUCCAUGAAUGCACUUCAGCUUUCUUGCCUGCUCAUAGCUGUGGUUCCCUCAGCACCUGCCAACAGCCUGUUCUGCACAUCUGCUGAGCAGUAGCAAGCUCAGUGGUAAAAGUUAUGAUGACUGUGUUCUCAGGGGCAUAAGAGACCUGUUACACUGCUGAGUUUCUAGUGAGGAGCUGUUUUGUCCUCUGACUUACUCAGUCACAAGCAGCAGUUCUUUCCCUAAUAUCAACACUGAAAGCACUUCAAUGGGCAGCGCCCCUCAAGUGUUCCAGGUAGCAGAUCAGGUGCAACAAACAGCAGUUGAAGUCCUCCUUGGAGAUGAGCUGCAAGUGUGAUCUGCAGUUGUAAAAUGUGCAGCAAUUUAAAGAAGGAGUUUGAUCUGUCUGCUGGCUUGUUAUUCAUGGUUUUUAUUCUUAGAAACACCUCUCUGUGUAUAUAAGCCCACAUAUGUUGAUAUGUGCAUGAAAGAAGGUAUAGACACCUACAUGCCUUCAUGAGAGUGGGGAAAAGAGUAAUAAUUUCUCCUAUGUGUGCUUUUAUUUUAUUUUACUUAUUCUGAUGAAAUUUAACUACUUUUGCAGCAAUUUUUGUUCUAAUCCCAUAAACUUUAAAGGUCAGAAGAAGGGUAUGAUAUGUGUUAGAGAAUGGGAGAGAAGUGGGAUUGGUGAGAAGUUAUAGUCCAAGAAUGAAAUACUGGAAUUUGAUUUUCAGAGGUGCAGGAGCUGGACAAUGAAGGGAAACUUACUCGCAAUGGAAGUGAAGCUCAGUGAAAGCCAGGAUAUAGAGUAAUUAAGAAGCUUUGGAUGGCAAAGCUCUCUAGAAUGUGUUAGGAAAUAGGGUGAAGCAGAAGAAAAAGCAUUUUGUUAAAUGUGAGCGGAUGGAUAGAUGACUUUGAUAAGGAAUGAACUUUGAAAGUUCUAUCCAAUGUUCUGACUAUUCUUAGAAUAAAGCCCAAAGUCCUCACCAUGGCCCUCAAGGCCUGCAUGAUCAUGGCCAGCCCACCACCCCCUUUCUGUGGGACUCCCCAGCACUAUUCCUCCUUACUCGCGAGUACCUUGAGAAGCAAACUGCUUCCUUCCUUCCUGGUCUCCUUUUAGGAUAUUUUUUGUCUCACUCUUGACCUGACUAAAUCCUGCUUGUUCUCCCAUACAUCUUCCUAUGCUUUUCCUUCAUAAUUGGCAAUAACUUUUCUGUGGUUGUUUCUCAUUAUCUCAGAGAUUUUGACCUUCAGAAGGAUGACCAGUUUUGCCUUUUAUCUAAGUGUGUGUUAUAUAGUGGACACAUAGUAUGAAUGAGUGGUGAUACUGCUGUUAGUUUUGAACUUUAAAGCGGGGAGAGAGGAUUUGCCUGAGAAAAGAUUGGAUCUUCCCAUCACUGGAAUCUGGGAGAAGGAUUGAAUUUCUGCCAGUAAGGCUGCAAGCAAGCAUCCUUGAUGAGGGGUGAGGUGUCCUUUCUGGCAGAAGCAGAGAUUCAGUGUACUGGAGACUGGUCUGUAAUCAUAUGUCUGCUUCAGAGGCCACAGUGGAAAAUGUUGAUAGAUUUGGCGGAGGGACUAUUUGGAAGCGGUAAUGGGUAUCUUAACAGCUGCUUGCUUCCAAUAGUUCGAGAAGGUUCCUCGUUAGCUCCCUUCUUCCUUCCCUCUAGCCUCCCUUCUUUCCUUUCCUUCUUUGUCUAAGAAUAAAAAUCCAUGUGCUAUCUUUUUUUUUUUUUGAUAGUACUGAAUUGGGGAAGUUGCCCAAAUUCCAUCUUCAAGUCUAUUGUACCAAAUGCCUAGGAUUAGCAAAUACAUACAAGACAUUUACACUGAAAACCAUAAGAUAGUAAAAAGAAAAAUUUUUAAAAAUCUAAACAAGUGGAAGAAUAUAUAUUCAUGAAUUGUAUAGAUACUAGCCAUUUUUAAAAGUUGAUAGAAAUCUAUAAAUCUCUAUCAAAAGCCAGUUUUUUGUUGUUGUUUUGUUUUUACUAGGCAUUGACCUCUAAAAUUUACAUUCAAAUAAAAAGAACCAAGAAUGAUUAAAACAAUCCUGAAAAAAAAAAGACUACAAGAUGUUGUAACUUAUUAUAAAGCUACAGUGAUUAAGGUAGAGUAGUACUGAUACAAGCAUAAGACAAAUAGAACGAUGGAACAUAAUAAACAGUUCCAAGUCAAUUAGGUAUUCAUGUGAAAAAAAUUCUAAGCUCCAAGUUCCCACUGUACACAAAAUCUAUUCAAGAUGGGUUGCAGAAUGUAGCAAAUAGUAAAACAAAGCUUUUAGAAGAAAACAAAAGACCAUUUUCAAUGGCUUACGGUAGGGAGAGAUUUCUUAAGCAGGGUAUAAAAGGUGCUAACUCUAAAGGAAAAGAUAAAUUGGUUUAUAUUAAAAUUGAUAACUUUUGAUCCUUGCAUAUCACAAGAAAAGUAACCCUCAGGAAGGUAAAAAUAUAUGAAUUUUAGAUACUAUAUCAAAUACAUUUAUAUUCAUAUUGUGUAUAUCAAAAAUUGAUAUAUAAAACUCAUUUAUAUUAAUUAGGACCUAACUUGAGUUUUAACUACCUAAAAUAUUUUAAUAUAAAUGGCUAAUCAAAUAAGUAGAUAGAGAAAUAAAUAUUACCUUCAGGUAUUACCUCCAUUGCUAUCAACUAAAUGUUAAAUAAAACUGCUUCUAAAAUUAUUUAUAAAAUAUUGGUAUAAGAAUAUUAAAGGUUCAUGAUAUCAGAACUGUUCAUAGCAUUCUAAAUCUCUUCCCAUUCUCGAUAUGUACUUAAACUAAAGUUGAGAGAUUAUGACUUAAUCAAAAUUUGCUUGAAUGUGUAAUGACAAGAUUUGGUUAUUAUUAGGUUUCAGUCAUUGCCUAAACAAUAGUUUCUGCCAUCAUUAAUUAUUCUUUUAGCAUUAAUGCCUAAGUUGCAAAUUAUUGUAACAAAUGCCAUGAAUAAUUCUGGGUUUCAAGAAGGCUCAAAUUUUUUGUGGUAUUUUGACAAACCGGCAUUUGUUCUGGAUAAUAAUUAAAUACAGACAAGCAUUGGUUUGUGUGGCUAUUCACUGUAGAAAGCUUUAUACCAUUUUACAUGUUAUGAAAACCUGAGACUGGGAUAAUUUCAUUGCCUCUUCCUCAUCCUUUUUGAUACUGUUGUCAUAACAUUUUAUUUAUUUAGGCUUUAAUAAACCUCAGACACAUUCUUAUUGAGUUCUUAAUUAUUGUUCAAAGUGAUCAUAAAUAAUAAAAAUGUAUAUUUACCUUAGUACCAUUUCCAGCACACUAUUUAGAUCCAUAUUUGUAUUUGGUCUUACACUCCUUUUACCUGAAAAAUUCCCUUCAAUAUUGUAAGCCUCCUAGAAGUAAAUAUUCUAAGCUUUCAUUUUUCUGAAAAACUAUGGUAUUUUUCAAAUACUUUAUCUAGCUAGGAAUUGUGGACUGGGAGGAUUUUUUUCUAUACCUUAACUUACUCUUUUCUUUGGAAUUUCACACAAGGAAUAUGCUUUAAAUACAUUUUUUUCCUCUGUAUGUCCUUCUGUAUAUACAGCUUCUUUUUUUUUUUUCUUCCUUCAUCCUCGGCAACUUUUAGUAUUUUCACUUUAGUUCUGGUUUUUAACAGUUUAGUGGUUAUAUUUAGGCUUUUCCUUUCCUUAUGUUUACAUAGUUUUCUGAGUUUUAGAUUUGUGGCUUUUUGUUGUUUGUUUGUUUGUUUUACUAAUCUCACAAAAAAAUUCAGUCACUGUCUCUUGUAAAGUUACUGCUAUUCUAUUCUUUGUCACUCUUUCUGGAACUCUAAUUCAUUUUUAUGUCUCUCCAUGGUUGUUAAAUCUUCAGUUUUGUUUUUCUCCCUCCCUUUCCCCCUUUACUUCCUCCUUCUCUCUUUGUAUUUCAGUCUGAAUAAUUUCUGUUGACUUACCUUCAGGUUCACUGAUUUUCUCCUCAGCUGUAUCUUUGUUAAUAAAACAAUUGAAAAGCCUACUUAUUUCUGAUACAUGUUUUACUUUUAGCAUUUCUGUUUAACUUUUUUACAGUUUCCAUUAGUUUGGUUAAAUUCCCAUUUGUAUGCAUACUGUAUACAUUUUCACUAGUUCUUUUAACAUAUAUUAAUUUUAGUUGUUUUUAUAUCCCUGUGUGAUGAGUAACAUCUGAGUCAUCUCUGGUUUUAUUGCUUUCUCUGGAUAAUAGGUUAUUUUUAAUUUUACUUUGUUGUACUUUGUUGUUUUAAUUAUGCAUUUUAUGGAUAGACUACUAGAGGACACACAUAUAAUAUCUGAGCCUGGAAUUGGGCGCAUAUCUUUUAUCAGGCUACUGAUAGGGAGCAGUAAGGUUUCAAUGUUUUUACUGUUAUCUGUAGAGCCUACGAAUUGCAAAUCUCUUGUAGAUACUUUUUGCCUACUGUGGGGUUUGAGCAUGUCAGAGCUUUUUUUAGUACUUCUCCAGUUUCAGUUUUCAGGAGCCCUGAAAAUCUGCAUCAUAUAGUGAUUCUCUCUCCACUGUCUUGUCCUUCUGCUAGGAGAGUCAACAGACUGUCUCAGUUUUUCUGGUCCAACCUCAGUCUUCAGCAGUCAUUUUAGCUUGUGCUUCAUAGAUGGAGGUUUCUCAGGGUUCCCUUUCUUCCCUAGGCAUGGUAACCAAAUCCAAACUUGUUUCUGUAUGUGGGCGGAUGGGGAGGCUCUAACGUGGGAGAGCAAUUUUCAGCAUCUCCCCAUGUGAUUUCUAAAUUUUCAUUACCUCCUCAUGUGAUUUCUAAAUUGUAAAACUGUGUAAAAAUAUCCUACUAUGUUUUUGUUACUUUUGUCUUUAAUUCUAUCAGCUGUUCUGUAUCUACUUGGAUUCAGGUUCUUUUGUACAUACAGAGUUAGAAAUAUAAUCCUUUCUUGGAUUAACAGGGAUGGAUUGAUCCUUCCCUUGUCAUUAUCAAAGUUUUUUUAAUCUUUAAUAAUACUUCUUGCUUUAAAAUGUUAUCUGAUAUUAAUAUAGUCAGUUAUCUUUUAUUUAGUGUUGCAUGGCAUUACUUUAUUUUUUUACUUUUUCCCAUGUAUUUACAUUUUAGAUAUAUCUUUUAUAAGCCACAUAUAGCGGCUUUUGAUGAUUGGUUUGAGUUUUCUGUUUCUUUUUCUUUUUUGCUUACAUUUCGUUUGACAAUCCUUAUAUUUUAAUUAGAAUAUUUAGUCUUUAUAUUUAAUGAAAUCUUCAGUGUAGUUGGAUUUAUAUUUAUCUUACUAUUUUUAUUCCAUGUGGCCUGUUUGUAUUCCUUUUCCUCUCUUUUGAUCCCACUUCUGAUUCAGUCAAAUGUUUUGUGUACCAUUUUCCCUUUCAUUAAAAAGGUCAUAGAAUCUCCAAAUGAUAUAUGUCUUUAGAGAAUGUAUACCUUUCACUAGAGCAGGUGGUUUUUUUUUUCUGUUAAUAUAUUGUAUAAGGAGAGACAAAUAACUUUAUCCCAAUAUUAUGGACUGAAUUAUAUCACUCCAAAAUUUGUAUGUGGAAGGCCUAACUUGGAUAUCUCAGAAUGUGAUUGUGUUUGGAGACAGAACAUUUAAAGAGUUUAGUUAAAAGCAGACCAUUAAGCCCAUCCAAAUACACCGUAAUCCAAUCUGAUUGGCUUCCAAUAAGAAGAGGGAAAGAUACUAGGGAAACAGGAAGAGAACAGAAAGAAGACCACAUGAGGGCAAGAAAAAAGACAUCCCAUCUGUAAGACAAGAACGACUUCAGGGUAAACCAAACCUGUGACUAUGGUGAUUGUGGACUUUUGGCCUCCUCAACUGGAAAAAUACUCUUUUGUUUAAACCACCUUGUCUCUGUUACUUUGUUACAACAGCUCUAACAAACUUAUACCUCCAGUUAGCUAAUUUGAAACUGAAUUAUUAUCUUCAUAUCGCAUAGGUCAUCUUUAUCACCAAUAUUCCAAUGUCAUGUUCCUUUUGGGUUUAGAGUUGAAAGCCUGAUGAGUUCUUUCCUCUUUAGCACUGACGGACCACAGGGUCUGUUCUACUCCUCGCAGGUUUUCAGGUUAAGAUUUUAGCUAGUUGCCCCUGACAAUGUGCAGAAUUCAGGAAAUGGCCAUAAUGAGAAAAUAAACUCUGUGUUUGAGACCUUA
Molecule: messenger RNA, 11204 nt
Organism: Cavia porcellus (domestic guinea pig)
Lineage: Eukaryota; Metazoa; Chordata; Mammalia; Rodentia; Caviidae
Gene: Odf2l
Product: outer dense fiber of sperm tails 2 like
Exons: 17
Coding region: 419-2359 (646 amino acids)
Biological process (GO): negative regulation of cilium assembly
Cellular component (GO): ciliary basal body; centrosome
Source: RefSeq, a predicted model, not a curated record